UUGGUAAACCUUCUGGCUUUCAAACCAAACACUCACACGACCGUUAAUUUUUUACCGUCCCGUUGCUUGGCGACGUGCUUCCUCGGGUGGACAGUCGAACGCAGAUCUCACACCUGAGCCAAAACAGAAGAAAAGCACAGUCGCGCUCACUCGGUGAUCUGCCAGCAAUGCCUGAUCCGGUCGGUUUUCCAGCUUCCGGGGUUUGGCAGCUGACCGCGGGCUGACUGAUUCAACUCUGCUGUUGUCACACUACAUUUGUUGGAAGUAAUGAGUGGUGAAGAUUCUAACCCUGCAGCCACACCCACCCCCUGUCAGGACAUACAGGGAGAUGGUCGAUGGAUGUCAUUGCACAAUCGAUUUGUGUCAGACAGUAAAGGAAAGGAGCCUGAUGUUCUGUUUGUUGGUGACUCACUUGUACAGCUUCUGCAUGAGUUUGAGGUUUGGCGAAAACUGUUUUCUCCUCUCCAUGCCCUGAACUUUGGAAUCGGUGGGGAUGCUACACAGCAUGUACUGUGGAGACUCAGCAGUGGAGAAUUGGACCACAUCAGCCCCAAGGUGGUAGUGUUAUGGGUGGGCACCAAUAAUCAUGGGCACACCCCAGAACAAAUCUGUGGAGGCAUCAUGGCCAUCAUCAGUGUGAUCCAUCAGAAGCUGCCCCAUGCUCACACUCUUGUAUUAGGUUUGCUGCCGAGAGGGAACAGUCGAAACCCUCUUCGAGAGCGCAACAAGAGUGUGAAUGCUUUAGUGCAGGCUGAGGUAGAAUCUCUGUCUCAUGUGACUUUUCUGGACAUGGACCCUGGGUUCAUUCAAGCAGAUGAUUCCAUCUCACGUCAGGACAUGUAUGAUUAUCUGCACCUCACGCCAGCGGCCUACCAGAGGGUGUGUCAACCCUUACAUGAAUGCAUCAAGUCUCUGUUAGAUAAACAGGCUCACUGAACACAAACACAUGAACACAAGAAAAUACAGCAUUACCAUCUUCAUCCUGUGCAACAAAAUGGAUAUCUACCCAUUAUGCUCUACAAUUAGACCCCUUAUUGAGAUUCAAACACCCUCGGGAAACAUGACUGUUUAAUGGACACACACGCGCAUACACCACACACAAAGUCACAUGCUUCUCAUCAAUAUGUUACAUGUCCUUGCUCCUUCAAAAUAGAUUUUUCUGUUCACCUUAUACUGUACUGUUAGAACCAGACCAAUUUUUUUUUUUAACCCAAUUCUAUUUUUGCAAAAUGGUUAAUAUAUUCCAAAGCUCUUCACAUUCUAACUCUUCAGAUGUUGAGAAAUACUCUAUUUGCUGAAAGGAACAAUAUGGGCUAAUUUGUUUCAGUUCUCCUUUACUGAGCCUCCACAGUACAUGCCCAUAGGCUCUUUUCUGAGAAAAGGACAGUUGAUUCACACAAGGUUACGUGCCUUGACUCUAAAGUGAAUUCAUGAGAUUGUUUUGGACACUCUCUUUGCUGGAGAAUUAUUGUAGUAAACACUGAUUUAGUUUGUCUGUGCCAAUGAUUUUGUACAGUAUGUUUCUUAAUUGUCUCUUCCAUGUUUGUUCACUAUAUUUUGAUCUUUGUUUUAAUUUAGUUGCGUUCUAGUGUUUCACAGAGGGUGAAUUGCAUGUACAUCAGGCACCUGGGGUUUCUGAAAGAUUUACAUGUAGAUAAAAAGCUGAUAUCUUGUAACUAAAGGAAAGAAGUGUGUGUGGUUGGUCUGCACAUGGCUCAAGUUUAACCUAUUUUUAUGCAUCUGUAAAUCUGUAUUCAAUUUUGAAUAAGCGAAUCAAAUCGUAAGGGGAAGAUCACUCUCUGUAUUAGUUAGAGGUAUGAAAGCUAUUGUCAACCGUCACUUUAAAGUGAAUACAUGUAUGAUUCCUCAGCUUCCUUGUCCUGGUGUUUGUUUAGCUUACCUCUGUAAUGGUAUAUGUGAACAUUAUCAUCUUUUACUAGGCUUGAAUAAUGGUCCAGGAAUUGCAUCUUCUUAGAAUUCACCUGAAAUUACAGUCUGAGGGCUAGACGUCUGGCACUCUUAUGUAUUUGUGUCAAAAUAGUGAAAUAAAAUCUGAGAAACCUGUUAAACCUGUAA
Myxocyprinus asiaticus (Chinese sucker) is the source of this 2076-nucleotide messenger RNA. Its product is annotated as platelet-activating factor acetylhydrolase IB subunit alpha1-like. The record is from RefSeq and is a predicted model, not a curated record. The transcript has 7 exons. Lineage: Eukaryota; Metazoa; Chordata; Actinopteri; Cypriniformes; Catostomidae. The coding region runs from base 268 to 936 and encodes 222 amino acids.